Molecule: messenger RNA, 645 nt
Organism: Scheffersomyces stipitis CBS 6054
Lineage: Eukaryota; Fungi; Ascomycota; Pichiomycetes; Serinales; Debaryomycetaceae
Gene: SOD2.2
Product: Cu/Zn superoxide dismutase
Exons: 1
Coding region: 1-645 (214 amino acids)
Biological process (GO): removal of superoxide radicals
Cellular component (GO): extracellular region
Molecular function (GO): superoxide dismutase activity; copper ion binding
Source: RefSeq, a predicted model, not a curated record
AUGGUCUCUACUCAAAAAGUUUUAGGUGCUUUGGCUCUCUCUUCGGUUGCAAUUUGCGGCGAAGCUCCCAUCUCCACUGAUUCUCCCGAUGAUUUUAAGUAUGUAGCUACUUUUGAGCCUGCUGGUAACUAUGAUGUUACUGGUACUGUUUCUUUCUCAGCAGCCCAGAACGGCUCGGUUCUUGUUUCUGUUGACUUACUGGGCUUGCCAUCUACAGGUGGCCCAUUCCCUUACCACGUCCACGAACAUCCUGUCCCAACUGAUGGAAACUGUACUGGAACAUUGGCUCACUUGAACCCAUUCGGUGGAAGUGUUAACGCUACCGAUGCUGCCGGUAAGGAAGUUGGUGACUUGGCAGGCAAGCACGGCAACAUUGAGGGACAAUCUGCUGAUCUCUCGUACGUCGACGACUACCUUUCCUUGAACCCAGACAAUAAGGCUUACAUCGGAGGCUUAUCUGUUGUAGUUCAUCUUUUGGACAACACCAGAAUCGCCUGUGCCAAUAUUACCAGAGAACCAGUCACUAGUGCUGAUGCCAACGUCACCAACACCACUUCCGUUGAGGCUCAAAACGCUGCAGGUUCCAACAUGGUUGCUGUUGGUUUGACCGGUAUGGUUGCUGCUGCUGUCUGUUUGCUUGUCUAA